AGAUAGAAAAGGAAAACACAUAAUACAAUAAUUCAUAUACUGCAAGAAUAACUGCCCCAGGUUUGGUUCGUUUGAGGUUUUAAGCAUCAAGGAGACAUGGGAGAAUCUGCUUGUCUCAUGCAACCAUUCUCUUAUGCUUCAGGCAUUCCCAAUGAAGCUCAUGAGGGGAACCCAAUUCAUGCUCUUGGGCAGUCAGUAUCUUUUGGGAGGUUUAUGUCAGAGUCCUUGUCUUGGGAGAAAUGGUCGACCUUUUCUCAUAACAAGUAUGUUGAAGAAGCAGAGAGAUUUUCUCGCCCCGGAUCAGUUGCACAGAAGAAAGCUUUCUUUGAAGCUCACUACAAGAACCUUGCAGCUAGGAAAGCAGCAGCAUUGCUGGAACAAGCCAAUGCUGCAUCAAACAAUGCUUCGGAAUCUGAAGCUGGGGGUGGAGGAGUUCAUGAUACUACUCCACCCGAUCCACAAAUAAAGGAUGAAAUCCCUAAAGAACAGGUCAGGGCUCCAGCUGCUGAAAGAGGCUUUAUGGAGGAUGCCAAAAGAACUGGUUCUGUCACUGAACAUCCGGUUAUUGUGAAGGAUUCUGUGAAAGAUGUAUCAUUUGACAAGAAAUUUGGUUAUGAUAACACUGAGAUGAGAAAACUGGAGCUUAGAGAAAAACCCCAAAUGGAAAUUUGUGUGAAGAACGAGUCGUCAGGUCAGAAUGGGGUUGUUGAGAACGAGAUGAAGGCUGAAGAUUUGGAUCUUGGUGGGAUGGAGAAGCCUCUACUUCAGAGUCCCAACAGUAACAAAGACGAAGUGAAGACCACAAGCAAGAAGAAACAACCACAUUCUACCUUAAAAUCUUCAACUAAUGGCAGAGAAUCUAAGGUGCCAUAUUCACCUGCAAAACUCACAGCUCGAAUUCAUCCCAAGAAGGAAAGCAAUAGCACUCCAGCCACCAAGAAGUCAGCAAUGGAUGCAGUGGAUAAAAAGAGAUCAACUCCAAAAUCAAGCCAGAAGUCCAUGAAUUUCACCCCUGCCAAAGAAUUCAACAGAUUGGCUUCAACAAUCAUGCGGAAGUUGGAUGGCUCGAGAGUUGGUUCAAGUUCAAAAGCACCUUCUAAAGACUGCUCAACUCCUCUUAGGACUCCAACCACGGCUUGUGUGAGUGGAAAACCAAAGCAUCCUGCAGAUACUCCUUGGUCAGAAAAACGAAGCGCUAGAACACCCCUUGAUCCACCUGCCUCCGGAAGUAAAACAGUUCGCAGGAAAUGGGGCUUUCUCCCUACAGAUUGCUCAAAGCUUUUGAGUUCCUGCAGAAACAAAUCACAGUCAACCAGUAUAUUUACACCAUUCAGUUUAAAAACUGAAGAGAGAGCAGCAAGAAGGAAACAGAAGCUUGAAGAGAAAUUCAAUGGCAGUCAGACAGAAGAAGUGCUGCAACAAGCAACACUCAAGGAAAAGGCAGGAACAGAACUCAGGAAGCUGCGUCAAAGCUUUUGCUUCAAGGCCAGACCACUGCCUGAUUUCUAUAAAGAAAGAAAAAGCACAAAGGAUCAGAUUAAACUGCUUCCAGUGACACAAACUGAGACAUCACCUCCAGAAGAACAGCCCACUUCCAGCAGGGGAAGCACUGUCCAAGCCAAAAACUCUCCCCCACGCAAGAAGUCUUCAUUUAAGAACAUUGGAUCAAAGCUAAUGCAGGGAAAGAAAAAUCAAAAUCCAGUUCGUUCUCUUAUUUCACGAGCUGCAACAAUGGUUGCUCAUGAGAACACAUCUCCAAAUAUUCAGCUUGGUAGUCAUGCUGGCUGGACAUGAGACAAGAAGAAUAGCCUCAGAAAUUGAAACUUCAAUUUGCUAUCAAAUUCAUUGCAUGGGGCAUUUUUUUUUUUUUUUUCUGUAAUUAGUACUUGAUAAAACAUUUGUAAAACUUUGUUGUGUCUUAAAAUAUCGAUGUAGCAUCAUGACAACUGCAACUCUCGAAAUGAUUUGAGAAAUAUAAUUUCACUUCCUAC
Messenger RNA from Rubroshorea leprosula, 1991 nucleotides. The record is from the annotation of a GenBank genome assembly. Lineage: Eukaryota; Viridiplantae; Streptophyta; Magnoliopsida; Malvales; Dipterocarpaceae.